AUGGAGAUCUGCAGUGAAAUAGAUGACCCCUUAACAAGGGUGGUACAAAGAAAACUUGAUGGAGCUUCAAAGGGAAAUCCAAGAGUUUCGGAGGUUGGUAUUGUAAUAAGAGAUUGGUUGGGGAAUCUAGUGAUGGGUGCCCAAAAAUUAUCAGUGGGUACGAACAAUGAGGCUGAGGCUAAAGCGGCUAUCCUGGCUAUUCGUUGGGGUUUAAAAUUGGGAAUUCAAAAUUUUCACCUAGAAGGUGACUCUCGAAUAAUUAUCAAUGCAAUUAUUAAAGGGGAGGCCCAAGCUUGGCAUCUCAACAAAUUCAUUUUCACUAUUGCAAAUGAUUUAAAGUUGUUUAAUAAUUAUUGCAUUUCACAUGUGCGAAAGGAGGGGAAUUAUUUGGUGCAUGCAGUUUCAACAUGUACUUCAAAGUGGGUGACAUCAUUUGCAGAAGAGGAUGAAAUUCAUGUGGAGGAUUUAAGAGAUCUCACGAUGCAUGAGGUGGACGGGGGUGUACAACAUUGCAAUUGA
Messenger RNA from Cryptomeria japonica (Japanese cedar), 519 nucleotides. RefSeq lists its product as uncharacterized. The transcript has a single exon. The coding region runs from base 1 to 519 and encodes 172 amino acids. NCBI's taxonomy places the organism in Eukaryota, Viridiplantae, Streptophyta, Pinopsida, Cupressales, Cupressaceae. The record is from RefSeq and is a predicted model, not a curated record. Gene Ontology annotation, molecular function: nucleic acid binding; RNA-DNA hybrid ribonuclease activity.